AUGGUGUACAAACCGCCCGGUACCUCAAACUCUUCCCGUGGGGUCUCACCACCGCGCCAUCCACCGGGGACAAUGCAUUCGUCCUCGUCAUCGUCGUCCUUACAGCGCGGUACCGGUGCCGGAUCACAGUCGCUUUCCAACCUGAACAACUUCCGCGAAACCCAACGGAAAAGCCGAGGGAGACCAGCAGAUUCAUACGCGAACGGUAGCUUACGCAAGCAGAUCAACAACGCAGGAGGACCAACGGACCGAGCCACCGGAACGUCUGGUGGAAUGAAGCGUUCGAAUAGUCUCAACAAUAAGUACAACAACUCGACUGCUCAGGCUCGCCGCUCGAACAGCACCGAACGGAUGAACAACGGCAAGGUGUACCGCGGUCGAAGUCCUUUGCGGAACUCCACCUCAAACCUAAGCUCAACCGGCGGCAAUGCCACCGGAGUUCGCAACCAAGCGGUCCUGAUUCGCUCCAGAGGAAAUGAUAUCGGAAGCAUGGAUAAUUUGGAUAAUAUCACUCAAGCAUCCACAGGCAGCAGUAACUCGAUGCCAGGAACUCCGGAGGAUAACAUCAACGUAGUGGUUCGUGUCCGUCCGCUAAACACGAAGGAGGCAAGACAUGGAGACGAGAUGGUUGUACAGUUUCCUGGAAAUGGGCAAAUACUGUGUGACGGAAUUCCUCUGGGUUCUGGUGCUGCCGGGCAGAAACCGAAGCUGUUCUCGUACAACGUUGUUUUUGAGCCAGGUGCCACGCAAGACGACGUGCUGCAGUACUCCGGCAUCAAGCGACUUAUCGAAAUGGCCAUAGAAGGAUUCAGCUGUACGGCGUUUUGCUACGGACAGACCGGAUCAGGAAAAACACACACGCUCACGGGACCCCCGGAGUUGUUUUACCAUAAACCUGAUCCAGCUCACGAGGACCAUGGGUUGGUAUUUCGUUCGUUUCUGUACCUAUUCAAGCUGCUACAAGAGCGUAAAGACACGAACUUCAUCCUGAAGGCGUCCUUUCUCGAGAUCUACAACGAAAAGGUGAUAGAUCUUCUAAAUCCUGGUACGGCAAGAAAACCGCUCGCCGUGCGGUGGUCGAAAAAAUCCCGAGGGUUUUUUGUGGAAAACCUCUUUACCGUCGAUUGCGAGGAGCUGGACGAUCUGCUAGCGGUUCUGGAGGAAGGCAUGCGAAAUCGACACGUGGGGGCACACCUGAUGAAUGAUUACUCCUCGCGAAGCCACACCAUCCUGACGGUGCACAUCACGUCCGAACAGCAGGCCGAAGGAGGCGUGUUCAUUUCGAAACAGGGCAAAAUUAACUUCGUCGAUCUGGCGGGUAGCGAGAUGACGAAGAAGACCCACAGCGAGGGCAAAACGCUCGAGGAGGCUAACAACAUUAACAAGAGUCUGAUGGUUUUGGGAUAUUGCAUCGCAUCACUAAGCGACUCGAAAAAGCGCUCUGGCCACAUUCCUUAUCGGGACAGCAAGCUGACGAAGCUUCUGGCGGAUAGUUUGGCGGGAAACGGCGUUACGCUGAUGAUUGCUUGCAUUUCGCCCGCUCAUUCGAAUGUAACCGAAACAGUUAACACGCUGCGUUACGCGGCGCGCGCCAAACGUAUCCGUACGAAGCCCAUCAUCGUGAUGGACCCACGGGAAGCCCUUAUCCUGAGCUUGAAGCGAGAAAUCGGCGCCCUGCAGGUGGAGAACGAACACCUGCGGACGGCACUCAAUCUGCAGUCGGAAGCGCAGGACAUCAACAGUCAGGUGGAUCUGCUAGAGCGAAGACCAAUACCUCGAACACCACCGAAGGUGGACCUCGAGAAGCUGACCGACAUGGAGGGUAACGAGCUGAAGGAGCUGGUGAAGGUGUACGUCGUGGAGAACCAGGCGCUGCGACAGGAAAACUCGGAGCUGUAUUCGACCCGGGAAAUGAUCAUCAGGGAUCAGGAGCUGGUGUGUCGAGAGAACGAGCGAUUACUGAAGAAACUGGAGGACGUAAACUCCGUAUGCUGUCGUUCUCCCAUCAUACCAGCACGGCCAACAUUUUCGGCGGAAAUGCUCAAUCUGUCCGCGGCAAGUGGCGAUGCGGAGGUGUCGAAUAUCUGGCGAAAUCCGCUCAGCUCCAGCGCAGAUAGCAUGUCUCGGUACCGCAACGAAUCCCUGGAUGGGCGUGUGUCGGCGAAUGAGAACAAAAUUCCCGACUUGCUGCAGAAGGAAUUGGACAAGCGUCGCAUUGGCGAUAGCAUCAACACCAUUGCUAAUAACUUGAAGCGCAACAAUUCGUGGGACAAUGCCAACCGAACAAACGGGAUGGGCCAAGGACCAAAACUUGCCUCUCGCAAAGGCUCCGCCGACAGUCGCCAUUCGGACCCAAGCCAAGUUCGAACGAGUCAGACAAGGAUCAUAGACCUCACGCAAUUCCGCUAUCCGAUGGCGGGCUCCAGUGGUGUGUCUCAGCCACCCUGGAGACAUUCAGCGCAAAGGGCAUCAAGUGCUCAGAAACCACCAUCGCCAAUGUUUCUACGGAAACAACCAAACCUGCUCACAAAGAGCAGAUCGACGGAAGAAGGUCUCCUACCGCUGAGGCGAAACGUGUUCGGUAGUAUCGUGUCCCUCGACGCUGUAAGCGACGUUUCGCGGGUCUGA
Molecule: messenger RNA, 2628 nt
Organism: Anopheles nili
Lineage: Eukaryota; Metazoa; Arthropoda; Insecta; Diptera; Culicidae
Gene: Klp54D
Product: kinesin-like protein KIF12
Exons: 11
Coding region: 1-2628 (875 amino acids)
Biological process (GO): microtubule-based movement
Molecular function (GO): microtubule binding; microtubule motor activity; ATP binding
Source: RefSeq, a predicted model, not a curated record